GAGGCUUUCGAUUUUGAACGUCUUCGUUUCAAUUCACCGCCGUUGUCUUCUCUUUCAUUCACUUUCCCGGCGGCUUAGGGUUUAUCUGUCGGAGUUAGUUUCGAUGCGGAACGGGAAGAAGAGAGCUCGCUCAGAACCUGGAUCCACUAAGCAACCCCGGAACAAAUACUCCGAUAACCCACCCGAUUUCGCCAACUUGGCGUCUCUUUACCCUUCUUUCAAGCCCUUUGUUUUCUUCUCCGGUGGUCGGCCCCGCAUCGACUGGACCGAUUACAACGCCACCCGAGAGCUCACUCGUAUCCUUCUUCUACAUGAUCAUGGCGUCAACUGGUGGAUUCCGGAUGGACAGCUUUGCCCUACUGUUCCUAAUAGAUCCAAUUACAUUCAUUGGAUCAAUGACCUUUUGUCCUCUGAGAUCAUUCAGAAGAGUUUGGGUGGUGAUGGAAGCAAAGUUAAGGGCUUUGACAUUGGUACAGGUGCCAAUUGCAUUUAUCCUCUCCUUGGUGCUUCCCUUUUUGGUUGGAGUUUUGUUGGCUCAGAUUAUACUGUUGUAGCUCUGGAAUGGGCAGAGAAGAAUGUCAAAAGUAAUCCCCAUAUUUCUGACCUUAUUGAGAUCAGAGACUCUAAACUUCUUCCACAGAGUUCCUCUGACCCUGAGGUUGUAAAUAGAGAGAAGGAGAAAAGCAUACCUGAGGAAGCCGAAACUACCGCUACGGUUCAGUCUGAUUAUCCUGUAGAUGGCAGCAAAAGCUAUAUUGAACCAGCCGUGCUACUUGGUGUUGUCAAGGAAAAUGAAACUUUCGACUUCUGUAUGUCCAAUCCUCCAUUUUUUGAGACCUUUGAAGAAUCAGGCCUUAACCCUAAAACUGCAUGUGGUGGAACUCCUGAGGAGAUGGUUUGCGAUGGUGGGGAGCAAGCUUUUGUGUCCCGUAUUAUCGAAGAUAGUGCUGUACUGAGACAAAGAUUCAGGUGGUACACCUCAAUGCUUGGAAAGAAGGCUACCCUCAAGUUCUUGAUAUCUAAGCUUUGGGAAGUAGGUGUUACAGUUGUGAAGACCACAGAAUUUGUCCAAGGCCAAACAUCCCGUUGGGGCCUCGCUUGGUCCUUCAUGCCCACAGCUAGGAAGAUUAUAGCAACUCCUGUAGUCAAAAAGACUGUUCAUUCGUUUAUGCUUGAGAACAUAAAACGGCAGUACAGUGCCGUAGAUGUGCUGCAAUCAGUUGAAGAAUUCUUUAAGAGCUGUGGUGCCUCAUGCAAAUUAAACUCUUCUACAUUUUCUGUUGACAUUGUUGCGUCUAAUGACCAGUGCAAUACAAUCUCAAAGAAUGUUACUACAGAUGUGGAUAGUGCGAGAAGCCACAGAUGUGAAAAACAGUCACUGGUUGGCUCCAGUUUGCAAGUCCCUGAAGAUAACCUAUCUUUCCGCAUCUUGGUGUUCCAACAGAUGCCAGGAACGUUGCUUAUAAAAGGAUCAUUACAGCAGAAAGAUAUCCCCCUAUCAGGAUUGUUCUCAGUAGUUUUUGGUUCGUUGGAAGAAAGUUUGAAAUCCAAAUUUUGUCGAUAACCAGUCUCAGGGCACUGUUCUGACUUGAAGAAUGGUAUCUGGCCGAAGUUGGAUGAAGAAUAUAAAGCACAUGUUCUUACACUCAAAACUCAAGCCAUACAAUACCUCCCAACAGAGGCAAGUAGAAAUUUAUUAGCAGAAUCAUGUUGUGGAUAUGAAAGUGUUGCAUAGCAGACUGCUCGUGUCCUUCAACCGCAUAUGUUUACUUGAAUGAUGAGUUGAAAAGGCUUACCUUGCGUGGAAAGAUACACACGGCCAAGUAGGAGUACCCAAAAGGAGUAAAGGGGAGAGUUUGAGGACUCUUUACUUCACGGGAUAAAGCAAGCAAAGCUACUUUUGCUUUCCUCUCCACUUUCUCUUAUUUGAUUUAUCAUCGCUUGUGAUGGAAAAAAUGCAAGACCUUUACCAAAUGUGGAUGUAGUAGUUAUUUUGAAUUGUGACUUUCUAUAUAUAACUUAGGUGAUCCCUCAACGGCUCAACCCUUUGAUUCAUCUGGAUAGAAAUGAAUCCUUGCGAUGGUAGAUACUUUGUUUAAUU
Messenger RNA from Capsella rubella, 2101 nucleotides. RefSeq names its product U6 small nuclear RNA (adenine-(43)-N(6))-methyltransferase. The record is from RefSeq and is a predicted model, not a curated record. The coding region runs from base 104 to 1564 and encodes 486 amino acids. NCBI's taxonomy places the organism in Eukaryota, Viridiplantae, Streptophyta, Magnoliopsida, Brassicales, Brassicaceae. Gene Ontology annotation, cellular component: nucleus. The transcript is spliced from 8 exons. Gene Ontology annotation, molecular function: 23S rRNA (adenine(1618)-N(6))-methyltransferase activity. Gene Ontology annotation, biological process: rRNA base methylation.